CGCCAUUUUCCUGCCUACUUUGUUGACGUUUACUUUUACAAUUAUUCGUAUUUGGAAGAAAAUUAUGAAUUUGGAUGCUUCAGUUUUUUCGUCACGAAAUUUUCAUUGAGGACUGUUGAGUUUCUAUAUAUAUUCUAAAAUUCUUCUGAGGUAAUAAAAGGAAGAUGGCAGACAGUGAUGAUGAAUAUGAUCGGAAAAGGCGGGAUAAAUUUAGAGGAGAGCGAGCAGAAGUAAGCUAUAGAGGAGCCGAAAGAGUUUCGAGACCAAGAGAUGAUUGGAGUGAAAGAGAUUCCUGGUCGCGUCCAAGGCCAAGAGACUAUAGAAGUGGUGGUGUGAGGGAUAGAGGUUAUUCACCCAGCAUGGAAUCUGCUCCCAAAAGGAUGAGACAUGACUACUAUGGUGAUGGUUAUUAUGGACAUUAUGGACCAUAUCAUCAGCCAUCUCAUAGAGCUGCUAAUUUCUUCAGAGAACCUGUCUCAACCCAAAGUGAAGGUUCCACCCCUCCUAUGAUGUCUUUCAAGGCCUUCUUAGCAACUCAGGAUGAUAACAUUUCCGAAAGUGAAGCAAUUGAAAAAUACAAUGACUAUAAACUGGAAUUUCAGAGGCAACAGCUCAACGAGUUCUUCGUUGCACACAAAGAUGAUGAAUGGUUUCGGCUGAAAUACCAUCCUGAAGAUUCUGUAAAACGCAAAGAAGAGCAAAUGGCAGCACUUAAGAAAAGGGUAGAAGUAUUUUUGGAUUUAUAUAACUCUGGAAAAUUGGCGGGAGUUACAGUCGAUUGUUGCAAAACAAAUCAGUUAUUACAUCUUAUGGACACUGUUGUUGUAAAACUUGAAGGGGGCGCAGAAGAAGAUUUGGCUACCCUUGAUCAAGAAUAUGUUGAGUUGGAAGAGAAGUCGAAGGAACAGCAGAAAGUUAGGGACGAGAUAUUAGAGAGAAAAGCUGAUAAACAAAAUGAGCAGAAGAAAGAAGAGAUCGAGGAUCAAUCAGAGAAAUCUGACGCAAACGAGAAAAACGAAGAAGAGGAAAAUGGGGAAAUAAAAGAGGAGAAAGAAGAAUCGAGCGAGGAUAAGAAAGAGGAAGAAAAGACGGAAUCUGCUGCUGAAGCAGGUGAAGUAAUGGAAAUUGACAACGAUGAUAAAAAACAAGCGGAAGAUGAAAAAGUAAAUGCCGACGAAAAUGGUGAGAAUGAUACAAAGGAAGAGAAACCAGAGAAAAAGAAAGAGAAAAAAAGGAAACGUUCUAGAUCGUACUCUGGCAGCAGUAGCAGUUCGAGUAGCAGCAGUAGUGAAAGUGAAGACGAGAAGGAAGAUAAAACUGAAGAAAUUAAGGAAAAGAAGGAAGAAAAGGAGGACAAGGAAGAGGUGAAAGAGGAAGAGAAGGUGGAGACGAUUGAAGAGGAUAAACCAGAAAAACCGAAAGCUCUUCAUAAAACUACCUCUAUAUUUCUGAGAAACUUGGCUCCUACUAUAACAAAACAAGAAGUAGAAGCCAUUUGUGCUAGAUACGCCGGUUUUCUCCGAGUAGCCCUCGCUGAACCUCAGCCGGAAAGGAGGUGGCUCCGUCGUGGAUGGGUCACUUUCAAACGCGACGCCAAUAUAAAGGAAAUCUGUUGGAACUUGAAUAAUAUUAGACUUCGCGAUUGCGAGCUAGGGGCGAUAGUUAACAGGGAUCUAAGCCGGAGAAUCAGGGCCGUUAACGGUAUAACGGCUCAUAAGCAAGUUGUGAGAUCUGACAUAAAUAUCGCUUCCAGAGUGGUGCUCCACAUGGACACAAAAGCUGGUUUAUGGCUGGAUGGAAGAGAGAGUAAGGAAGAUGAGGGAAACGAAUUGUCAUUUGGUUUGAAGUCGAAUAAUCCAGUUCUACACAAUAUUACUGACUACCUCAUAGAGGAAGCCAGUGCUGAAGAAGAAGAACUGUUGGGAUUAGAACCGUGUGCAGAUAAUCAAGAGUCGACCAUAGUGGAUAGAGAUGAUACUCUAAUAAAUGUUCUAGAUAGAAUAAUUCUUUAUCUGCGAAUCGUUCACUCCAUUGAUUACUACAAUCAUUGUGAAUAUCCUAAUGAAGAUGAAAUGCCCAACAGAUGUGGAAUAUUACAUGCCAGAGGACCAGCCCCAACCGCUAAGACCGACAUGACUCAGUUCAUAGGUGAGCCCAUCGAAAACAAAAUGUCGAACUUUUUGCCAGAAAAAAAGAAGGAGGAGAACAAGAACGAAGCAAAAUUGAUCCAACUUAGUCUUAAAGAUCAGGAUACGGAAAUUGAUAAGUUUAUCCAGGCUAAUACAAGAGAACUGGCGAAAGAUAAGUGGUUAUGUCCGUUAUCCGGUAAAAAAUUCAAAGGUCCAGAUUUUGUACGCAAACAUAUUUUCAACAAGCAUGGUGAGAAAAUUGAAGAAGUAAAAAAGGAGGUAGACUUCUUCAAUAAUUAUUUAAAAGAUCCAAAAAGGCCUAUGUUAACCGAUGCCCCACAAACUAAAAGAGAAGAAAUACAGGCUCCUUUUAAUCAUCCAAACAAUUACGGAGGUGGCGGUGGGUAUGGUGGGGGUUAUGGACGUCCACAACCUUACAACAAUUACUAUCCACCUAGGGCCAGAGGUUAUGCUCCUAGGACAAGGGGAAGUCCAGCUGAUUUCAGGCCUGUAAUUCAUUAUAGAGAUUUAGAUGCUCCAAGAGAACCAGAAGAAUUCAUUUAAAUAUAUUGGUAGAAUUAUAUUUGAUUCCAGUUAGAUGACAAUUACUUUAUGUGUGUUAAAUAAAGUGUAUGUUUUCUCAA
Coccinella septempunctata (seven-spotted ladybird) is the source of this 2773-nucleotide messenger RNA. RefSeq names its product serrate RNA effector molecule homolog (gene Ars2). Gene Ontology annotation, cellular component: nuclear body. The coding region runs from base 165 to 2693 and encodes 842 amino acids. The record is from RefSeq and is a predicted model, not a curated record. Lineage: Eukaryota; Metazoa; Arthropoda; Insecta; Coleoptera; Coccinellidae. Gene Ontology annotation, biological process: mRNA processing; primary miRNA processing. The transcript has 13 exons. Gene Ontology annotation, molecular function: nucleic acid binding.